Messenger RNA from Gracilinanus agilis (Agile Gracile Mouse Opossum), 1296 nucleotides. RefSeq names its product SPARC (osteonectin), cwcv and kazal like domains proteoglycan 1 (gene SPOCK1). Gene Ontology annotation, molecular function: protein binding; calcium ion binding. Bases 1 to 1296 code for a protein of 431 amino acids. The record is from RefSeq and is a predicted model, not a curated record. NCBI's taxonomy places the organism in Eukaryota, Metazoa, Chordata, Mammalia, Didelphimorphia, Didelphidae. The transcript is spliced from 11 exons.
AUGGUGAUCUUGGCGUGGUGUUUCCUACAAGUGGACAGCCGGCACGCGGAGGUGUUCAAUGGCCACAACAAUGGCAAUUUCUUAGACAGUGACAGAUGGCUGAGUACAGUCUCCCAGUACGACAGGGACAAGUACUGGAACAGAUUCCGGGAUGAAGUUGAGGAUGACUAUUUCAGAAACUGGAAUCCAAGCAAGCCCUUUGACCAAGCUCUAGAUCCAUCCAAAGAUCCCUGCUUGAAUGUGAAGUGCAGUCCUCAUAAAGUGUGUGUAACUCAUGACUACCAGACAGCUGUGUGUGUGAGCCAAAAGCAGCUGAUGCAGAGGCAAAAGAAGGGGAACAUGGCCCACAAACCCUGGACUGGAACCUCAAAUGUAGUCAAGUGCAAACCUUGCCCAGCUUCAGCACACACCAGCCUUGUCUGUGGCUCUGAUGGCCACACCUACACCUCCAAGUGCAAGCUGGAGUUCCAUUCCUGUUCCUCUGGAAAAGGCUUUGUUGCCCAGUGUGAGGGACCCUGCCCCUGCCUCCAAGAGCCGGAACCUCCCAAGCACAAGACAGAGAACAGUUGCACGGACAAGGAGUUGAGGAAUCUUGCUUCUCGUCUAAAAGAUUGGUUUAGAACUCUUCAUGAGGAUGCGAAUCAUGUCAUAAAGCCCACUAUCUCAGAUCUAGCCCAAAGCAGGUUUGACACCAGCAUCCUACCCAUUUGCAAAGACUCCCUUGGCUGGAUGUUCAACAAACUGGACAUGAACUAUGAUCUCUUGCUUGACCACUCAGAGAUCAAUGCCAUUUAUCUUGACAAGUAUGAACCAUGCAUCAAGCCCCUCUUCAACUCUUGUGACUCCUUCAAAGAUGGGAAGCUCUCAAAUAAUGAAUGGUGCUAUUGCUUUCAGAAGCCAGGAGGUCUCCCUUGCCAGAAUGAAAUGAACAGGAUUCAGAAGCUCAGUAAGGGGAAAAGCCUUUUGGGAGUAUUCAUUCCCCGCUGCAAUGAUGAAGGAUACUACAAAGCCACCCAGUGUCACAAGAGCACAGGACAGUGCUGGUGUGUGGAUAAGUAUGGGAAUGAACUGGCUGGCUCUAGGAAGCAAGGAGCUGUGAAUUGUGAAGAAGAGCAGGAAACCUCAGGAGAUUUUGGCAGUGGGGGUGCUGUGGUCCUGCUUGAUGAUCUGGAAGAAGAACAUGGAGGGACAAGAAAGGACAAAGAUGGGAAACUGAAAAUUCAUGUAAGGGCAGCAAAUGAAGAUGAUGAAGAUGAGGAUGAUGACAAGGAGGAUGAGGUCGGCUAUAUAUGGUAG